AUGGGGUUGGAUAAUAAUGGAACGUUGUGCAUGAUUCAAUGCUUGAAGACUCAAAUAUUUGGUUCCGUGGUUUUGUUGCUUUCCAGUGGGAGGGGUUGUAUUGACGACAACCCUGAUUAUAGGACAAACAUGACACGUGGUCACUCCUUCAAUGCCUACUUCUCCACGUGCCUUUUAUCCAUGUUCACUCACACCCUUGAGAGAAAAUACAUGUUCCUUAUUUGUAACGGAAUCCUUGCAUUUGUAGCCAAGACUUUGCUCAUGAACUCCUCAGAUUCUGACUUUGACCAGCUUCUACCUUCCAAUCUGUCAGAGACAAAAACAACAACAGUUUCUGACAUGGUAGUUGCCCCUCUGAUGGAAAGUUUUGCAUCCCCAGAGAAUAUUCUUCUUGUGGUUGAUGAGCAAAAGGGGCAAGAGGAAUACAAUGAAGAAGUUUCAGAAGAUGAAGACCAAGAACAAGAGAUCUUGUGUGCCAAAACCGAAGGAAGAGAAAGCGAAGGUUACAUUAGAGAAGAGGAGAUCACAGAAGGAGAAUCAGAGAGUGAGGUCGAGGUGGCACAAGAUGAUGAUCUAGCAGAAACAACUAGUACAACAAAUAAUGAAGAGUUAUUAAAUACGGAUGAACUCAACAGAAAGUUUGAAGAGUUCAUAAGGAAAAUGAGAGAAGAGAUAAGAAUUGAAGCUCAAAGACAGCUUAUUGCAGUUUAA
Sphenostylis stenocarpa is the source of this 711-nucleotide messenger RNA. The record is from the annotation of a GenBank genome assembly. Lineage: Eukaryota; Viridiplantae; Streptophyta; Magnoliopsida; Fabales; Fabaceae.